This is a messenger RNA of Brassica rapa (field mustard), 1657 nucleotides long. Its product is annotated as putative nuclease HARBI1. Lineage: Eukaryota; Viridiplantae; Streptophyta; Magnoliopsida; Brassicales; Brassicaceae. The record is from RefSeq and is a predicted model, not a curated record.
CAAUACACUAAUCCUUAUACAAUACAUGAUCGUUGCCGAAAUUUUUAUAUUAUUUUCCCUUUUUGCCCUUUGAUAUAUCUUUCAUUGCGUAGCUGUUGCGUCGAAACCCUCUUUUUUUAUUUCUUUCGUAUUUCUCAAAACCCUCCUCAUGAGUCAUUCUGUAUUUCUGUGCAGAUAUGAUCGCCGGCGAAGAAACAGCUACCAGUGGAGAUUGCAUUAUUCCCAAUAAAGAAGUUGCAAUUUCAGAUUCCGACAAGUUCGUCACCCAAAUCCUCAACGGCCCCAACGAACAAUGCCAAGAGAAUUUCCGAAUGGACAAGCCCGUCUUCUACAAGCUCUGCCACAUCCUCCAAACCCGAGGCUUGCUACGCCACACCAACCGAAUCAAGAUCGAGGAGCAGCUCGCCAUCUUCCUCUUCAUCAUCGGCCACAACCUCCGCACUCGCGCCGUCCAAGAGCUCUUCGGAUACUCCGGCGAAACAAUCAGCCGCCACUUCAACAACGUGCUCAACGCCGUCACCUCAAUCUCCACGAGUUUCUUUCAAUCCACCAGCCCCGAUGUUGAUCAGUUCGAUCCUUAUUUUAAAGACUGUAUUGGAGUCGUUGAUUGCAUACAUAUGCCUGUGAUGGUGGGCGUCGACGAGCAAGGUCCUUUCCGUAACGGCCAUAACGGACUGCUCACGCAGAACGUGCUCGUUGCUUCUUCAUUUGAUCUCAGGUUCAACUACGUCUUAGCUGGUUGGGAAGGUUCGGCUUCUGAUCAGCAAGUUCUCGACGCUGCUUUGACUCGGCCUAACAAGCUGCAAGUCCCUCAAGGGAAGUACUACAUUGUGGACAGUAAGUACCAGAAUCUUCCGGGGUUUAUAGCGCCGUAUCGUGGAGGUGUUUCAGAACCCAAGGGGGUGUUCAACGAGCGGCACAAGGUGUUGCAUCGAGCGGUUGACAGAGCUUUGGGAGCCUUGAAAGAACGGUUUCCGAUCCUGCUAUCGGCUCCUCCGUAUCCUCUUCAGACGCAAGUGAAGCUGGUGAUUGCGGCGUGUGCGUUGCACAACUAUGUGCGCUUGGAGAAGCCUGAUGAUUUUGUGUUUAGGAUGUUUGAAGAAGAUACGUUGUUGGCAGAAACAACAGAAGAAGAAGAUAGAGGAAUGGCAUUAGAGGAGGAGGAGAAUGAGGGACAUGAACAUGGUUUGUUUGGACCUGAAGAAGUGGAAGAUAGUUUGAGGUUAAGAGAUGAGAUCGCAUCUAACCUCUGGAACCAUUAUGUCCAAAACCUGCCAACCUUCUAAAACUUGUCUUCUUCCAUCAGUGCUUUAUUUGUUAGAGAGAGAGAGAUAUUACAUUUGAUUGCAGGUCUUUCUACCAUCUAUAAACUUGAGUCCUUGACAGUGGCUGAUUUAUUCCCUACUCAAAGCCCCCUCAUUAACCAUCCGGUAGACCUUGUUUAGGAUGUUUGAUGAAGAGUGAAGACACAUUGGCCGAAACUAGGGAAGAGUAUAAAGUAGGUGGGUAAUAGAGGAGAGAUAAUGAACAUUGGUUUAGACUAGAAGAAAUGGAAGAUUGAUUUAAGGUUAAGAGAUGGUUACCAUUAUAUUAUGUCCAAAAUAUGUGGACCUUCUUUUUAACCGUUUUAGUAGUGUGUGUUCAUGUUUGUUAAGUA